AAUCACAACACCUGACUCAUCCUGUGUGUCACUACUCUUCUUCUCUGCAAAGACUGACACACAUACGGAGAAAAAAACACAACGUACAAACAAGAAAAUUAAAGGAACGUACUCCGACUGACUGAGACUGUGGAGACAUGACCAAAGAGACUGAGACUCUGGGACUGGUCUGUCAGAGUGAGAAUUUUAACUAUAACCGUUAUUCUAACUACAUCAUGGACUCCUGGUCUUUCCUGGAGAACCCUGUCCUGGAUCCAAACCACUCCAAACCCAGACUCCUCCCAGGAGAUGACCUGACAGCCAUCACCAUGUUGUACGAGCAGUGCAAGAACCAGAAAGAUCAGAAGAUGACUACAUCGAACCGCGGAAGCAGCGUUUGCAAAUCGACAGACAGGAUUCUAACCAACACGAACGAGCUGGUUUCACUGGAAUCGUCAGCCAACGUCAUGAAGAUCCUCUCAGAGAACAUUCCCUCUGGGUACCCCCAGGAGGUUUUAGGGUCCAAGCAGAACCCCUCCCUGCCUGUCUCCAUCCCCACCACCUCGGAGACCUACGCCACGUUGACCAGCGUCAUGGCCGACAACUACGACAAACAGGAGCUCAACAUCAUCUUUGACACUCUGCUCGCUCAGAAGUGGCCUGAGACGGGGGCUUUUCCUGACCCCAGCAACGAGAACCUCCCCUACAGUAACCCUUUCCCUGAGGAGCAGUCCAGCCCGGUCUACUCUGGGUCCUACACCAGAUCCCCAUCGGAGAGGUACAGGAGUGAGUUUCAGUUUUCGCUGGGAGCUCCUCCUGCAGCUCCUUAUAAGUCCAGUGAACUGCCCAUGGUUUAUCUGAACAAGGGCCAGUUCUACCCCAUCACCCUCCAUGGAGUGGACAGCAGCGCCAGCUUCACCAGCACCAAAGUCAAGACUGUGGUGAUGGCUGUUUUUGAGAAUGACAAGAGUCCAGAAGUGCAGCUUCGGUUUUGGAAUCACUGGCAUUCACGUCAGCCCACCAUCAAACAGAGGGUCAUUGACAUCGCGGACUACAAAGAAGUGUUCAGUGGCAUUAGCAACAUAGAGGAGGUGGCCUUCAACGCUCUCUCCUUUGUUUGGAACCCCAACGAAGAAGCCAAGGUGUACAUCGGCAUCAACUCCCUGAGUACGGAUUUUUCCUCCCAGAAAGGAGUGAAAGGCCAACCGCUGAACCUCCAGAUCGACACUUACGAUUUCAGCUCAGGAACCAAUCAGCUCCUUCACAGAGCAGCCUGCCAGGUCAAGAUUUUCUGCGAUAAGGGUGCCGAGAGGAAGAUGCGUGACGAGGAAAGAAAGAGGACGAAGAGGAGGGGGAAGAAUGCCACCGAUGCUAACAGCAAGUCUUUAGUGUCCAGCUCUAUUGGCAGCGAGUGCACUUUUUUCCAAACCCUUGACGAUCAUGUCACCCAGCCAGUUCUGUUCAUUCCAGAGACACAUCUCUCCAGUUUACAGCGUUGCAAUGUGGCUGCUCCUCCAGAUGAUAUCGAAAGAAGUUCUCUGAAGAGGUUGUAUCCAGACAGAGAGCAGAACACUUCUCCACCUGGAAAAGUAGCCCGGAAAGAAGACCCGCAGAGAGUUCUGAUGUACGUGAGAACAAGCGCAGAGGAGGUGUUUGAUGCACUCAUGCUGAGCACACCGACACUAUCAGGCCUACGACAAGCUAUUUCAGAAAAGUACGGCAUGCAAAAAGACACCAUUGGGAAAAUCUACAAAAAAUGCAAGAGAGGAAUCUUCGUCAACAUGGACGACAACAUCAUCGAACACUACACUAACCAGUCGGCCUUCCUCAUUGAGAUUUCAGACUCGGUCUCCGGUCAGUUCCAGGUCACUCUGGUUGAAGUAUGAGGAUGGCUCAGCCCCAUGUGGUCGGUCCAUUGAAGGAUGUACCGUACUUUCCGGACUAUUGGCUGCACAUGACUAUAAGCCCCACCCACCCCGUCUCCAACGUCUCACCAUCGAUUCAUUGAUGCCAAGCUUACGUGCAGCAGCUCUAUUUCCUUCUUCGACAGCCGGCUCAAUCGUUAGCCCGGAAAACAUAAAUUAGCCGCAUCAUUUUUGAGCCGCGGGUUCACAAUGUUUGGAAAAAAGUAGCGGCUUAUAGACCGGAAAUUACGGUAAUAAACGAUAGCUGCCAUUGCUCUAAAAAGCACUGCCCAGUCAGAGACAAUGUACGCUGGUCGCUCUCACCGAUGAGAGAACUGGACUGAACUCACAUCUCCAGUUUUUCAGAUUUCAGUUGUCAAAUCGUUUCGAGAUUUUGUUAAUAGUGCUUGCCCAAAUUGUUUAUUUGACCUUAAUAUUUUAUCAUUAGAGCAAUUAUAAUAAAAAGCCUGUAAAUAUAUUUGAUGUAAAUAGAUUUGAAUAUGACAGUGUUUAUGAAUUAGCCAUGUACAUUUUGCUAAUCCAUUUUCCAUACAUUGCUAUGUAUUUCAAAUUUUUUUUUUUUUACCAAGCUCUGUGGAUGAUUUGUACCAGAGUAUUUUCAGAGGUUACUCUUCUCGCUGCUUUCAGUGUACUCAUCAUUUCUUCUACAAAACACGAUGAUGCCUUUCCUCAUCUUCAACCUGGCAAAAAAAAAAAAUGUUCACCACCAAAAGUAUGUUCCUGUAGGUUCCUGUUAGUUUCAGAACUAAAAUGCUCCGAAAACUGGGUUGCAUUCAGUCACACAUUUCCCUUCAUAAAACCACCGGAGCUGUGGACAUUUCCUGAGUGUACGGUGUAACCACAGAGAACCUGGAAAUAGUUCAAACCCCCAACUCUGCGGAUUUUCAUAGUAUGCAUGUGUUCGUAUGUGUUAAAGUUCUUUCUUUUUUUUUUUUUUUUUCUUUAUGCAUCAUUUCAAAGCAAACAUAUAUCCCUGUUAUAUUUCAUCAUUUGUACCAUGGCAGUUUUGGCUGUAUUUGUCAUAUCUUGCCCUUUUUUUGUAAUAAAAUAAAGGAAAAUGCACAAUUGCU
This is a messenger RNA of Sphaeramia orbicularis (orbiculate cardinalfish), 2974 nucleotides long. It is a transcript of the gene grhl3, whose product is annotated as grainyhead-like transcription factor 3. Gene Ontology annotation, cellular component: nucleus. Lineage: Eukaryota; Metazoa; Chordata; Actinopteri; Kurtiformes; Apogonidae. The record is from RefSeq and is a predicted model, not a curated record. The transcript is spliced from 15 exons. Gene Ontology annotation, biological process: regulation of transcription by RNA polymerase II. Gene Ontology annotation, molecular function: RNA polymerase II cis-regulatory region sequence-specific DNA binding; DNA-binding transcription activator activity, RNA polymerase II-specific. The coding region runs from base 138 to 1865 and encodes 575 amino acids.